AUGUCAGAAACAAUUAUUGAGAAACUGUCUUUGAUUGUUAAUGAAACAUUUAAUCAAUAUCAUAAAAGUUUUCUUAUUAUAAGUGGAACUGUAUUAACAGGAUGGUUAUAUAAUAAAUAUUGGAUAAAUCGUCGAUUAUUUUCAAGUUGUCAAUCAAUGGAAGGUAAAACAGUAUUAAUAACAGGUGGUAAUACUGGUAUUGGAUAUGAAACAGCUAAAGAUCUUCUUCAAAGAGGAGCUCGUGUAAUAAUAGCAUGUCGAAAUGUUAAUAAAGGAUAUGAAGCUAUUCAUAAACUUAUUAAUGAAAGUGGAUGUUCAAAAUCAAAUAUUCGUGUAAUGGAAUGUGAUUUAUGUUCAUUUGAUUCAGUUAGAAAUUUAGCUAAAUUAUAUAACGAAGAAGAAGAUCGAUUAGAUAUACUUAUAUGUAAUGCUGGUUUGGGUUAUUCAUCAACAAUAAUAACUAAAGAUGGUUUUAAUCCGGUUAUUCAAACAAAUUAUCUUUCACAUUUUUUACUUACAAAUCUUUUAUUAAAUAAAUUAAAACAAUCAAAACCAAGUAGAAUUAUAAAUAUUUCAUCUGAUCUUCAUAAAGCUGUAAAAUCCAUCGAUUGGUCAGAUGCAUUGACACAAUUUCAUAAAACAAGUCUUUUUGGUUCAUAUGCACCUUCAAAAUUAUUUCAAAUCUUAUCAACAUAUAAAUUAAAACAAGAUUUACUUGAUAAUGAAAAUAUCAAUUCAUUUUCCUUAACACCUGGAUUAGUCUCAACAUCAAUAAAAGAUCCAAUGGAAGAAUCAAUUAAUUUCUUUACUUCUAUUUUCUAUUAUCCAUUAUUUUAUUUAAUGAAAUUUCUAUUUUCUAAAACACCUCAAUCUGGUGCACAAACAUCAAUUUAUUGUACUAUUCAAUCUCAUUUACAAAAAUCAAAAGAUUUAUAUUUUGAAAAUUGUACCGCUGUUAAAUCAUCUCCAUUAACUAUGGAUCCAUUAUUAGCUGAAAAAUUAUGGACAAUUAGUUGUCAAGCUGUUGGAAUUUAA
Adineta steineri is the source of this 1035-nucleotide messenger RNA. Lineage: Eukaryota; Metazoa; Rotifera; Eurotatoria; Adinetida; Adinetidae. The record is from the annotation of a GenBank genome assembly.